AAACUCCACACACCUGGAGAUAUACCCCAAUAUCCUAUUGGCCUUUUUUAUUGCUUCAUCCUUUCACCAAGAAAAAGACGUUCCAUGUGAGCUAUGGUUAAAUAGAAGAGGUGAUACCACUGAUUUUAUACCAUGUAAUACCAUGGUUUUUUAUCCUGACACCAAUAUUUAGCAUCGGGCCUCUUUUACUGAGGGGUAUUGCCUAUCGAUCAGGGUGGCUUCUGGUUUGCAGUGCCAAUAUAGUCCUCUUUAUGUGGAUGCGCACAGAUGAACUCACAAUUGAUUUACGCUGUUGAUAACCACUGGCUACAUAUCAUUUAACGCUGAUUGUAGCAAUCUGUUAACCUGGCUCCAUGACGUUAACACUGUAUAUGAAAAACUUUCUUCAUAGUACACCGUACAGGUCUGAAUUUGAAUAGUAUUGCGAUGAUGAACUUCCUAAACGCCAACCCAAUUAACCAAAACUCUAGAAAGCUGGAAACUAAAGAUCCGCGGGAAAUUAGUGGCAUACACCUCCAUAUCAAAUUCAGUGGCGGCAAUACCAAGAGAAACUUGUGUGAUGUUAUCGCCGCGGCACUUGUAAGUGGGCACGUUCGCCGAGAGGGGGCGCUCACAUCACGUCAGUCUGCAGGUGGCCCGUGAUUGGUUAAUGGGGACCCGCAAGUGUGCAGCUCGGCGGAGUUACUGUGUAUCCUGAAAGGGAUGCUGGUGGGGUUAUUCCGACCAGGGAGCAGAGGCGGCAAGGUUGUUCCGCAUGUCACCGGGGCUGUUAGGUGGUUCAUCACGGCAGGAGCGGGCGAUUCGCACAUUUAACCGCGGCGACCCGAGAAACACCGGCUGUACUGAAAGCAUCCAGACCAUUUAAUGCGGCUUUAGUGCUGUGAUACACAGAGACGAACUUGGAAUCGUAUCCUAAAAUAAGUUACUUUAAUAUUUUGCUUGAAUGUACGGUGCGCUCCUGACAGCAUCUUCAUCAUCAUUAGCGGUAUAUGUGACUAAACACUGCUGGGAUUCGCGUCGCAGGUCGCCUGCAUAAAGCAAGUCGCGCCGGAAUAAGGGUCUUUCAAUCCGAUGGAAGGUUUAGCGCUUUACCUAUGGGUUUACCUAUCGCUUCUGGUUCUGGUUCUGUCCAGUGAGGCCAAAGGCCCACCUCGGAUCAGCAGGCCGGUGGAAGAGAAGCAUGUCGUCCGGUUGGGACACACCGUGCGCCUGCCCUGCCCUGUGGAAGGAGACCCCCCACCCCUGGUACUCUGGGUGAAGGAUGGUCGCAAUGUGAACCGGGGCUGGGGUCGCUAUCGCAUCCUGAGACGGAGCCUGAAGAUCAGUCAGAUAGAGGCCAGCGACGCGGGCAUGUACGUCUGCCGCGCCACCAACGGCUUUGGCACCCUGGCGCUCAACUACACCCUGGUCAUAGUCGGCGACUCCGCAGACGCCCAGGCCAGCCCAUUAGAGCCCAGCAUGGAGCUCUCGAAGCCGGGCCCCACGGAGCAGCCCCUGGUGAAACCGCGCUUCAGCCUGCCCACCAAGAUGCGCCGGCGAGUCCUGGAGCAGCCAGUGGGCUCCUCAGUACGACUCAAGUGCCUGGCCACUGGGAAUCCGGAGCCCAUCAUAAUGUGGUGGAAGGACCAGACCCGGCUAGCAGGUCCCCGCCCGGGCCGCCGGCCACAGUGGACCCUCACGUUGAAGAACCUGCAACCACAGGACAGCGCUAAGUACACCUGCCAUGUCUCUAACGCAGCCGGGAACAUCAACGCCACAUACAAAGUGGACGUCAUUGAACGUACCAAUUCCAAGCCCAUGUUGACAGGCACCCACCCGGUCAACACCACGGUGGACUAUGGGGGGACUGCCUCCUUCCAGUGCAAAGUGCACAGCGAUGUCAAGCCUGUCAUCCAGUGGCUCAAGAGGGUGGACCCGGGCAUGGAGGGACGCCACAACUCCACGCUGGAGGUCGGGGGGCAGCACUUCAUGGUUCUGCCCAUGGGGGAGGUGUGGUCUCGGCCCGACGGGUCGUACCUCAACAAAUUGGCCAUCAUCAAAGCGCGUGACGAGGACGCUGGGAUGUACAUCUGCCUGGGCGCCAACACUAUGGGCUACAGCUUCCGCAGUGCCUAUUUAACCGUGCGGCCGGACCCCCAGGUGGAGAAUACGGUGACCCCCCCACACCUGAGCUCCGGGCUACCCUGGCCACUCAUCAUCGGCAUCCCCGCGACCGCCCUCCUCAUGGUGGGCACCAUCGUACUCUGGCUGUGCCACACCCGCCGUCACCAUGGCAACCUGCCACCGCGUGGCCCCGCCCCCGUUCACCGGGACAAGGACCCCGUGGGCUGCACGACCCCAGACUACCCAAACCAGAGACUGUUGGGUGUGGGGUCCGCCAUGCCGGGGGGAACCCCCAAGGUCUACUCCAGAGUGUACACUGACAUGCACACCCACAUGCACACACACACGCACUCCCACGCCCACACAGAUGGCAAGGUGCACCAGCAUUUCCACUACCAGUGUUAACCCCGCCCACCCCUUGGCCCCACCCUCACACCUCUGCUGUCCCUCUGACCCCUGACCUCAUGAUGGGCGGAGCUCAGGACAGUCUGUCUGGUCCUGCAAGCCUGAUCAGGAUCUGGACAGACACCUAAAGGGUCACAUCCUGAGAGGUCAGUUGGGGGUGAGGUUGUUUCCCGUGUUGAUGAACCCAAACAGAAAGUUUCGAGUUGUCUCAGGGCUGGGAUACAUUCUCACAAGUGUUUGAUUCUGACGUGUUAUUUUUUUCACCAGAACCGCACCGACCCAGGAGGUGAAUGAAACGUUAAGUUUGUUUGCACCUCACAGAGAAUCGGUGCCCUUAAUGCAGAAAUGUUCUAUUAAUUGUUCUUAUUACUAAAAGAGGUUUGUGUGUCCAAAGCAGGUUCGUGCAUAAGAUGCCAUGUAAGUGUUUUGCAAUCUGGAAGCUGUGACUGCGAUCGGUCCCUUCACCUGUUCCUGGUGGGGUGCUGGAGGGUGCCGCCUCAUGUCAGAGAAUCUAAACAGGUGAACGGGGAAGCAGGACGGAGCCUUUCAUUCUAACCCCCAGAAGUUUCCAGAUGUGCCCAGUUGUGUCUGAUAAAUGCAGUAUUACCAAAUUGCAUAUUCUGUGACUGAAGUGCCAUUUUCUCACAUGUUAAAAGUAUAUAAAGCUAUUAUAUACAUUUCUUAUUAGAUUUGUAUUUUAUUUAAAAUUUUGGGACACAUUGUAUUUUUAUAUCUGCUGUUAUUAGUUAUCAGUCUAUUCUGUUGUCUUUGUUUUUUCAGAGAUAGGAAACAGAUACGACCAUGGGUGUAAAUUAUGGGGGGGUGGGGGGCUGUAACCAAAACCAACCAAUACAAUCCCCUGGAUCCCCUUAAAUGGGUGGAGAACUCUAACCCCCCCCCCCCCCAAUACUCAGCCCAAAGCUAUGGCCUUGGAUAUGACAGUGAUGUCUGUCAUUUUGUUUAAAAACGACUUUUCUGGACCAAAGUCUGAUGUUACAGCCGUAAAAACUGAGCAGUGAAUAAGAUGUGAAAUAAAUGGACCGUUUUAUGCCGUUAAAGGUUAUUUAUUGCGUUUGACAGCAGCUGUAUGUCGUGUUCAUGCUCAGUACUUCUUACCAGCGGUCUGUUUUAGGUUCAGAAGUCUGUCACGGGCAUUAAAGCCUCUCAGCGGUUCUUGAUGUAAUGUUACUAAUGGCUUGUAGCACAAUCCCACCAAGAAACACACUGUUUGUCUCUCAGCAUUGCACAUGAAAUAUUUUUCUAAUAAAAACCUUUUUAUUCCUGUCGUCUCUGAUUGCAAGUGAUCAAUCGGUCUACAGGCCUACUAUUAUUACGAUUAAUAAGAAACCAUGCAAAUUAAACACAAACACGUAAAAAACUGAACAUAU
Molecule: messenger RNA, 3896 nt
Organism: Paramormyrops kingsleyae
Lineage: Eukaryota; Metazoa; Chordata; Actinopteri; Osteoglossiformes; Mormyridae
Gene: fgfrl1b
Product: fibroblast growth factor receptor like 1b
Cellular component (GO): plasma membrane
Molecular function (GO): fibroblast growth factor receptor activity; fibroblast growth factor binding
Source: RefSeq, a predicted model, not a curated record